This is a messenger RNA of Mangifera indica (mango), 1742 nucleotides long. RefSeq lists its product as uncharacterized. Gene Ontology annotation, molecular function: zinc ion binding. The record is from RefSeq and is a predicted model, not a curated record. Bases 67 to 1533 code for a protein of 488 amino acids. Lineage: Eukaryota; Viridiplantae; Streptophyta; Magnoliopsida; Sapindales; Anacardiaceae. The transcript is spliced from 3 exons.
UUACAUAACACAGAUGUUUUUGUAUUACGAAAGUUAGAAGCUCACACAUGUCCUCGGGAUGUGAUAAUGCCUCACCACAGACAAGCAGGUAAACGGACACUUGGAAAAAUAUUGCAAUCUGUGUUUACUGCUUCUAAUCGAAUCUAUAGGCCAAAAGACAUUAUAACGGAUGUGGCAGAUAGAUACAAAAUAGAUAUCUCCUAUACUCAAGCUUGGCGUGCUAAGAAUUGGGCGUUGAAUGAGAUUAGAGGUUCUCCUGAAGAGUCGUUCAGACAAUUACCUGUAUAUUGUUACAAUUUGGAACAAAAAAACCCUGGCACCAUUACACACAUUGACACUGAUAUGGAUAAUCGGUUUCGUUUUGUCUUUAUGGCCUUAGGUUGCUCAAUUAGAGCAUUUCGAGAAUAUUGUCGUCCUGUUAUUUGUAUUGAUGGAUCCUUUUUAAAAGGACGUUAUUGGGGUACACUGUUUGUUGCUGUGGGUAAAGAUGGAAACAACCAAAUUUAUCCUUUGGCUUUUGGUGUAGGGGGAAAGGAAGAAACAAUGACUUGGACCCCUUUUUUGAGAGCGUUACAUGGGUGUAUAGGUGAUAUUCCAGAUUUGGCCAUCAUUUCAGAUAGACAUCAUGCUAUCAUUCACUCCGUGCGAGAAGUAUUCCCAAAUGCACACCACGGUUGGUGUAACCACCAUAUAAAAGGUAAUAUGCGAAGCAAGUAUAAACAGACAAAGCAUAUAGAUGGGUUGUUUUGGCGAGCAGCGAAAGCUUAUCGAUUACCAGAUUUUGAGGGUGCAAUGCGAAUGAUUAAUGAAGAAAAUCCUUCAGCAGGUGCAUAUUUACAGGGUAUAGACUAUGGACGUUGGGCCCGUGCUUAUUUCCCAGGUAUUCGAUAUAAUAUAAUGACAACAAAUAUUGCUGAGUCGUUUAAUGCCUUAGCACGACACGCACGAAAAUUACCGGUUAUGAUGCUACUUGAGUUUUUGCGUUCUACCAUUCAGAAAUGGUUUUACUCUCGGCGCACUAUGUCAGAGGCUUCUACUAAUAAACUCACUCCGUGGGCUGAGGAGAAAAUAGCAGGUCAUAUCCUAAAAUCAGCUAACAUGGUUGUCAAACCAAUAAGUAUGCACCGAUAUGAAGUCCACGGUGUGGCCCAAUCGAUCGCUAUAGUGGAUCUAUGUGCGCAGGAGUGUAGCUGUAAGAAAUUUCAAUUGUCACAUAUUCCGUGUACACACGUUGUAGCCGUGGCUAGGUUUCAGAAUCUUUCGGAUUGUUAUCAAUGGGUUAGUAAAUACUAUUCAACCGAAUAUUGGCAAGCAGUAUAUCGAGAGAGUGUUGAACCACUAGGAGAUCCUUCUGAAUGGUUACGUCCGGAGAAUCUUCCCGAGAUCCAGCCACCUCUAAUACAGAAUCGUCGUUCAGGCCGACCGUCAGAACAAAGAAGGAGACCAUCGCAGGGGGAGGAAGUACGUCAACCUGUUUGUAGUCGGUGUCGCGAGCGUGGGCAUACUAGACUUACUUGUGCGAACCCUUUAUAAUUGCGUACAUCCAGAUGUUUAGGAUGUGCAAUUUGAGGAAACUGGGCACUACAGCGCAAUUUGAGGAUAAUGGGAACUAAGGGAAAUUAUUUUUUCUGUUUGGAUGUAUCAAUAGAUUUGUUUUUAUUUUGUAUUGUUGUGUAAUGAUAUUUUUUGCAACAUUUACUUUGUUUGUAUCCAAGGGAAGAUAUACUAGGUGUUUUUGAAAA